GACACAUUUCAGCUGGAAAUAUUGCCAAAGGCCGCACGGAUCAAACGGGACGAGAGAGUGACGAACGAGUGUUGCGACAUUUCUAACAGUGAAGGGCAGCCGUGAGAACGAAAUGAGGGAUUUGGUUCGGUGAUGUUGCUCCCGGGAGCGCGCUGGCUGCGCUGGCGCUGCGGCGCGGAGGCGCGCGCGGCGCUGGCCGUGGGCGCGCUGUGCGCUGCGUGGUUCUCGUGCUCGGCGCUGGGCAACAUCGUGGGCAAGCUGCUGCUGACGGACUUCCCGCGGCCGCUGACGGUGGCCAUGGCGCAGCUGGCAUGCACGGCUCUAUGCUCCGCGCCGAUAGUACUGCGCGAGCGCGCGCCGCCCGUGCGCCCGCUGCUGCGCGCGCUACUGCCGCUGGCGCUGGCCAAGUUCCUGACGACGCUGUGCUCGCAGGUCUCCAUAUGGAAGGUGCCGGUUUCCUACGCGCAUACAGUAAAAGCGACGACGCCGCUCUGGACAGCGGGCCUAGCGUGGCUUCUCUUCGGCGAGCGGCAGCCGCGCGGCGUCGCAACGUCGCUUGUACUUAUCGCCGCCGGCGUCGGUCUCGCAUCCGCCACUGAGAUGCACUUUGAUGCAGCUGGCUUGUUCUCAGCCCUCGCCGCUGCCGCGCUACUCUCACUACAACAUUUAUACUCAAAAAGGUUGCUAGCAAGAGCCGGUUGGUCACCACUUAGAGUCUUAGCAGCUUUAAGCGCGCUAGCGAUGGUCAUGUUCUUCCCUGUUUGGGCAUGGAGUGAUGGAACUGCGUUACUAACGCAACCUCUUUCGCCUCGCACGGCGGGUUUAUUACUAUUAGACGGGAUACUUGCGUGGUUGCAAGCGGCAGCCGCCUUUAGCGUAUUAGCACGUGUAACUCCAUUAACAUACGCUGUAUUAUCGUGUGGAAAGCGAGUCCUAGUUGUAGGUGCUUCAUUGAUUUUGUUACGGAAUCCAGCGCCGCCUUUAAACAUAGCUGGCAUGGCGUUGGCGGCGUUAGCUGUGUUACAAUAUAAUCGUGCAAAAUUAAACGCGCGGGCGGAUGGAGGUAGGCCGCUUUUGCCAGUAUGAUGAACAUAGCUAAUUGUUUUAGUUUAAUUUUCGUUUUAAGCUUGCGUGGAUGGAUAUAAUGGUAGUUGGGCUGUACUUGCGUAAAUAUGGGUUUAAACUUACCGGUAAUGGCUAUAAAUCAGUGGUUUGUUUUUAUUGUUAAAUUGCGUUAUAUCAUCGUUCCUCUUGAGUGACGCAGCGACUUAACACAAUAACAAAUUACGAGAUGAGUUUAGUUAACAAUUUACGUAAUGGCAAUUAAGUUUCGUAAUUUCGUAUACCUUCUGCCGAAGGCUAAGCUAAGGAGCUUCACCUGGUUUAUGACUAAAGAGUGGCAGAGCGCAGAUAAAUUCAAAUAAAAUUAGCUAUACUGUAAGUCCUACCAUCAAUAAGAACAUGCCCAACAUAUUAGAAAAUAUUACUCUUGUCAUAUUGAAAUCUCUAAAUGAAACAUUUUAAGACGAAAGGUGACGAUGUCAUGUUACCGUUUCUAGGCUUCUGCAUGCAAACGUAGGACAGUCCCCAUUUUCCUCUCUGGAUAAUCUGGAUAUAUGUAACUUUAUUACAACGGCAUAAGGGCCACAAAUGAAGCGCUCGAAUGCCGGAACGUGGAUCCGCGUACAGUCGCCAUCAGAUAUAUCGGAGCGGCCGAGGUGCUCACAAAUAUCUCAACACGCCUCUAUUGUCAAGGUGUUAGAGUGCGUGUUCAGAUAUCUUGGAGCACCUCGGCCGCUCCGAUAUUUCUGAUGGCGACUGUACGAGGAAACGAGAGGUUUAUAAGAAUUUUCAAGUUUUGCUAUAGUGUGCAAUUUGUAAAUAACAAAAAUGUAGCUAGAAGCUUUUAGGAUGUUAAUAUUUGUUCUAUUAGUCCAUAUUUAAAAUAAUAAUUGCUCUUAUAUUUUUUUAAUCACAUAGCACUCAGUGUUUGUUAUUGUUUUAAAUAUUGAUUUGAUUACUAUCCCUUAGGGAUUGAUUAAAUAUUAUUUGUGGACAUAUGUAUCAUAAAAUAUAAUUAAUUAUUUAGUUAAAUCUCCUGCCCUUUACGUAUUGUGAACUUAUGUACAGUAUUUUAAACCCGCAUCACAUAAUAAUAAGGUUUUAGUUACACAGUCUCUAUUACUUUUGUGUUUAUAUCAAUAUUUUUAUACAAUCAGACGUGUAAGAGUGGUUGCUCAUGCUUGGAACUAUGAUAUUCUUGUAAUAUAAACAGAGUCCGUAAAUUUUGUGGUAAUUUUGGUGCAGCGUAGUUGUAUUACCUUAAAUUAAUUGCUACAAAAUCUUAUGUCUGUACGCUUACCGCGACCAUAUCUCGCCCGCGAGAUUGACUAGAUACUCGUCCUUCUUAUUUUUAGAUAAACAUGGGUAGUCUGUCUCGCGAGUGAGAUACUGUGGCGCUCCUAUGUGAAGCCUACUUCUUAUAAGUCUUAUAACAAGGGUGCAGUACAGCAGUAGGUAUUCUUUUCCUAUAUGUAGACCGAACCAAGGUCCCGCUCUGAUACACUCGUUUUGUUUUUAUUAUUUAGCAGACUAGCUGAGGGUAAAGAUAGAUAUAUCUCCUAAAGCCCAGCCAUACAAAUGAAAUUCCCAAAAUUUGCCACUGAAAUUUGAAUUUUGUGCAGGUAAUAGAGUUGAUUUUUAUUAUUUACAAAAAAUUUACGAAACAAAUAAAAGAAAUACAACUCUGCGCCAAUUGAAUAUGGAUUAAAUUUCAUCGAACUGAAAAAGUACUGUAGGUAGGACCAUGGGCAUUAGGAGGAUAUAAAACAUUUUUAAACUACGCGUCACUCUACAGGCGUACACCUCUAUAGUUCGUUUUUUUUAGCAUUAGAAAGAACUUGAAAGAAGGCAAGCAAUCUUUACAUGUCUUUUAAUUGAAAAACACUUUUUAUAAACCAAUAACUAUUACUUAUGAAAGCAGAAGAAUAUAAAUUAUCGUAUUAGAUUCAUAAUUGUUACAUAUUUGCCUUAACUUAUAUUUAAAAUGUGUUUUUCAAUAAAAAGACACAUCAAGGUUGUUUACCUUUUUUCUAAUGCUAAAAAUAACGAACUAUGCAUGUAUAUAGGUCUACGGUUUUUUCUUUUUCUGAUUUAUAGCUACUGUUUUUAACAACAAAUGGUAAAAUUCUUGAGAUUUUUUUGUAACCCUAAUGGUCUGUAUAAUGAUUAUGUAUCGUGGUUUAUUCUCAAUAAUAGGAUAUUAAUUGUGAAUUAAGUCAUUGUACCUGCAAUUAGCAGAAACUAUUUUGUUGAAAUAAAAUAUAUAUAUAUUUU
Cydia splendana is the source of this 3336-nucleotide messenger RNA. RefSeq names its product solute carrier family 35 member E1 homolog (gene TPT). The coding region runs from base 133 to 1086 and encodes 317 amino acids. The record is from RefSeq and is a predicted model, not a curated record. Gene Ontology annotation, cellular component: Golgi apparatus. Gene Ontology annotation, molecular function: antiporter activity. The transcript is spliced from 2 exons. NCBI's taxonomy places the organism in Eukaryota, Metazoa, Arthropoda, Insecta, Lepidoptera, Tortricidae.